This is a messenger RNA of Pollicipes pollicipes, 788 nucleotides long. RefSeq names its product pecanex-like protein 4. NCBI's taxonomy places the organism in Eukaryota, Metazoa, Arthropoda, Thecostraca, Pollicipedomorpha, Pollicipedidae. Bases 147 to 788 code for a protein of 213 amino acids. The transcript is spliced from 5 exons. The record is from RefSeq and is a predicted model, not a curated record.
UGUUGGCCGGCUCGUGCGCACUCUCGGCGCCGCUGCUGCCGCUGUGCACACUGCCGUUGUUCGUGCCUACGUUCCCGCGCCGGUUGGGCGGCCGCCAGGCGGGCCGCCCUCAGUCGGCCGGCCCCGACGCCGUCUACUACCGUCAGAUGGCAGCACCGACGGCGGAGCGGCUCGGUCGCGCUGUCCGUAUGGGCUGCGCAGGUUUUGUGCAGGCAGGAGACUAUUUGCUGCUGAGAUUCGAGGACCGCCUUAUGUGGGUUUACGUGGCUGAAAUGGGAAAUGGAUACAUCUACUUCAGCAUCAAGGGUCUGGAGCUGCAGGAGACCUCGUGUCACGCGGCCGAGGCCACGCGCGUGGACGCCAUCUUCGACGCGGCGUUCGACGAGGACCGCAUCGCCGAGGCGCCGGGCCGGCUGGCGCCGUUCUGGUUCCACACGCUGAGCCCGCUCACGCAGCUGCAGGUACCGGGCUACUCGGACGCGCGGAGCCAGCUGACCGGCGUCAUCGACAACAGCGCCACGCUCGCCGCUGUCGAGGAGCUCUUCCCCAAGCGUGAGGACAGCAUCGAGCGGUACCGCACGGCAUUGAGCUCGCCGGUGCCGCCGCCGCUGGUGGCCGACGUGGGCGAGUGGUCGGACGGCUCGCAGGGCUCGCUGCUCUUCGAACCGAAGAAGCCGGCUGGCUUGACGCUGAGCGCCGCGCCCUGGCUGCGGCAGAUGCUCGACGACGAGGAGCCGGCGGACGCGGCUCGGGCCGGCGCCCGUCGCGGCCCGCCUGGGAGCCGCUGA